AGCUCAGCAGAAGCCAUGUUGUUGUGCACUGUGACCCUCUCCUUCCUCUUGCUGGCAGUUCCUAGUGUCAUGUGCGAUGACAAGGAUUCUUGUUCCGCAAGCCCUGGUAUCCCUGGCACCCCUGGAACCCAUGGCCAGCCAGGCAGAGAUGGGAGAGAUGGUGUCAAAGGGGACCCCGGACCUCCAGGUCCCAUGGGCCCCCCUGGAGGCAUGCCAGGCCUUCCUGGGCGUGAUGGGCUGGUUGGAGCUCCUGGUUGCCCUGGAGAACGUGGGGAGAAGGGUGAACCGGGUGCAAUGGGCCCUCCAGGUUUUCCAGCUUACAUGGAUGAAGAGCUACAAUCCACACUCUACAUCAUGCGACAGCAUAUCAUGCAAACCAGGGGUGUCCUUGCUUUGCAGGGGUCCAUGGUGGAAGUGGGAGACAAAAUCUUCUCUACCAGUGGGCAGUCGGUCAUUUUCGAAGCCAUUGAAGAAUUAUGUGCCAAGGCAGGAGGCCGCGUUGCUGUCCCCAGGAACUCAGAUGAGAAUCAGGCCAUUGCCAAAAUUGUGACGAAGUACAAUGUUUAUGCCUACCUGGGGGUGAAGGAGGGCUCCAACCCUGGGGAGUUCUUUUAUAGUGAUGGGACCCAUGUAAAUUACACCAACUGGUACCCAGGGGAGCCCAGGGGUCGGGGCAAAGAGAAAUGCGUGGAAAUGUACAAAGAUGGGCAAUGGAAUGACAAGAGCUGUGGGCAGUACAGACUGGCCAUAUGUGAGUUUUGA
This is a messenger RNA of Suncus etruscus (white-toothed pygmy shrew), 762 nucleotides long. Its product is annotated as pulmonary surfactant-associated protein A-like. The transcript is spliced from 4 exons. The record is from RefSeq and is a predicted model, not a curated record. Lineage: Eukaryota; Metazoa; Chordata; Mammalia; Eulipotyphla; Soricidae. The coding region runs from base 16 to 762 and encodes 248 amino acids. Gene Ontology annotation, cellular component: rough endoplasmic reticulum; multivesicular body.